Messenger RNA from Eimeria mitis, 1617 nucleotides. RefSeq lists its product as uncharacterized. Lineage: Eukaryota; Apicomplexa; Conoidasida; Eucoccidiorida; Eimeriidae. The record is from RefSeq and is a predicted model, not a curated record.
AUGGCCCCCCCCUUGUUCCUCAUCGCUGCCUCUGCCGCUGCUGCCUCUCUCACUCUCAGCCCCGAUGCCUCUGUUCACGCCUUCAACCUGCAGCUGAAGACAAGCAGAGCUGCAGCCCUGCCUGCUUUCGUGUCUCCCUCAACGGCGGUGUUCAACGGCCCCCCUGGAGGGCCCUCGGCCCCUCUGACGACGGCGGGGCCACCACCCGUGCCGGCCUCCGAGCUGCGUCUACACGCAGCAACCAGCCCUCCCGGAGGGGAUGCAUCCACUUCCACGGCAGCUGACAACAGUGUGUUAGCAAUGGCUGCCUUCUUGCGCUGUCAUAAACCGUUGCUGAAUGACCGGGGACCCGAGCUGCCCGACGGGAACCUGUGCAUGCUGCUGCGGGGCUGCGACGCGCAUCAGCGUAUGAUAUCUCCACUGGAGCUGAAGACAAAUGCGGAAGCACUUCCGGGGGCAGCAGCGGCAGGCGUGAUGGCAGCAAAGGGCACUGGUGCAGCAGAGGUCCUAUGUGAGCAACUGGGCGAAUCCCUCAAACUUAGUAAGGGGCCCCAUGGGGUCUGUCCAGUGGAGCUGCUGAAGCUGGAGGUGGGGAAGGUGCAUCGGUUGCUGCAGUACGCCACAGCUGCGGGUCUUAAGAAGAACUUCUUGAGUUCUGAUGCCCUUCUUGUCAUGCUUGAGCUCUACGAGAGGGAAAUGGAUGAGAAGAGCUUCAACACAUUUUUCCUGCCGGCUUACGACGAGGUUCUCGCAAAGUUCAGCGACGCAAAGAAGCUGGUGAAGCCUGCAGAGAAGGUGCCGUUUUCCUCUCUCCCCUACGAGCCCACACCGGAUCCCCGAACCCUCACGCCUCUUGUGGUGGACAUAAUGCAGUUCAAAGACAAACUGCACCUCCCCACAGGAGGCGCAUCUGAAGGCGAUGUCCUGAAAUUGUCGUUUGAAGAAGCGGUCUGCCAGACCUCCCCACAGGAGGCGCAGACACGAAAAUACGUGCAUUUGCUCCACCCGGUGCUCCGGCGCUCUGUGCUGGUGCUGCAGCAAAGCUUCGCUGUGAUGGAGCGGGGGGAGCAACAGGACCAUCUCGUAGUAUCAGCUGUGCAGCGGAAGUACACCUUCUGCGCACAGGCGGAUCCGAGUACAAGCACGGCAGCGGACGGCCCUGAAAUCAUCCUGCAGGCCUGCAGGGGCCCUGUACCAGCGGAGUACACGAAAGUUGGCAUCACCAGGACGUAUUCAGAUCUAGACAUUUCUCAGGAGACAGCCGGGAAACAUGCGGAGGAUAUGGGGGUGGAGGUCGCCUCUGGGGUCAGCAGCGGCCAACAGUUUCAGCUGUACGCGAUACUGCUUGUCAUUGGCGUGUUGGCGGCGUUAGCGCUAAGGAAGCUGAAGGCUUUGUCUUACAGAUGGACUUCUUACCCAACAUUGCUGGCGUCGUUGUUGACGGCUGCUGCUGCUUGGGGCCUGGUGGACGUGGCGAUUGAAGUAGCGGCAGGAGAAGACAAGGCCCGGCGUCUGCUGUAUUAUUUCUUUGGUUUUUUGGCGGCUGGGUUUCUCGUGGCUCUGCAUGUGGCGCUCAUCGACAGAGGAUUCAGCAAAGUUGUGGAGGGGUUUAUCUGA